This is a messenger RNA of Salvia hispanica, 2898 nucleotides long. RefSeq names its product G-type lectin S-receptor-like serine/threonine-protein kinase At1g34300. Gene Ontology annotation, biological process: recognition of pollen; protein phosphorylation. The record is from RefSeq and is a predicted model, not a curated record. Gene Ontology annotation, molecular function: protein serine/threonine kinase activity; ATP binding. NCBI's taxonomy places the organism in Eukaryota, Viridiplantae, Streptophyta, Magnoliopsida, Lamiales, Lamiaceae.
GAAAUCUGCAAAUCGGAAAACAAAGGUCAAACACUCUCUCUCUCACACAAACACACACAUUGACUAUAUCUAAUUGAAGCUUCAAUCACCUCCCAAUUCUUCAAUGGGGUGUGUUUUUCCGCCGUAAAGCUCCGAUCUUUACCACCAAAACGAAAUGGGCCUCCCCCAUUCCCCUCCGCCGCCGCUCCUCCUACUCCUCCUCCUUCCUCUCCUCGCCUCCGCCGCCGACAUCCCUCUAAACUCCACCCUCUACGCCUCCGACCCCAAUUCAAAAUGGACCUCCUCCAACAACACCUUCACCAUCUCCUUCCUCCCCUCCCCCUCCUCCGCCGCCGCCGAUUCCCUCAUCGCCGCCGUCUCCUUCAACUCCAUCCCCGUCUGGCAAGCCGGCCCCGCCGCCCCCUCCUCCGCCGUCCUCCGCCUCCUCCCCUCCGGCGACCUCCAGCUCCUCCCCUCCGCGGCCUCCUCCUCCCCAAUCUGGUCAUCCUCCACCGCCUCCCUUAACGUCUCCGCCGCGGAGCUUCUUGAUUCCGGCAAUUUCAUCCUCAAAAACUCCUCCGGCGCCGCCGUCUGGGCCUCCUUCGACCGCCCCACCGAUACCCUCCUCCCCAAUCAGCAAUUCACCGCCAAUCACACCCUCACAUCAGGUCUUUACACAUUCAAGAUUAUGCAAAAUGGGAACUUGACGCUUUUGUGGAACAAUUCCGUGACUUAUUACAACUCAGGUUUGAAUUCCACCGCCAAUUCAACUUUGCUAAACCCAAUUCUUGAAAUUCAGCCAACUGGGAUCCUCACCCUCUCUGAUGUUUCACUCACUAGCGAUCUUGAUUUGGCUUACAGUAGUGAUUAUGCAGAGGAAAGCAAUGUAAUUAGGAUUGUGAGAUUGGAUAAUGAUGGGAAUUUGAGGAUUCAUAGCUUUGUUCAAGGUAGUAUUGGGGUUUUAGCUACUGGUUGGGCUGCUGUGAGUGAUCAAUGUCAGGUUUAUGGAUUCUGUGGGAAUAAUGGGAUUUGUAGCUACAAUGAUACUUCCCCAAUUUGUGGAUGUGCUUCACUUAAUUUUGAGCUAAUUGAUGCUAGUGAUAGUAGGAGUGGUUGUAGGAGAAAGGUUGAGCUUCAAGAUUGCCCUGGUCAGGUGGCUAUGCUGCCGUUGGAUCAUACCGAGUUCUUAACCUUCGAUCCUGAGCUGGAAUCGCAGGUUUUCUACAUGGGAAAUCAGCCUUGUAACCUGAAUUGUUUGAAUGGGGCUUCUUGUGUUGCUUCUACCUCUUUAUCUGAUGGAUCAGGGCAGUGUUUCUUGAAGACGAGCAGCUUCGUGAGUGGCUUUCACACCCCGGCUAUUCCAAGCACUUCGUAUGUGAAAGUUUGCGCGCCUGUGCUGCCUAAUCCCUCAGCUGGUUCGGGGAGUGGUGGGGUGAGGAGUAAGUGGAGGUUGAAGGCGUGGGUGGUUGUGGCAGCCGUGUUGGCCACGUUGUUCGCGUUGGCACUUGUUGAAGGUGGUUUGUGGUGGUGGUGUGUUCGGAACAACAAUAAGUUUAGUGCGUUGUCGUCUCAGUACGCGCUCCUUGAGUAUGCAUCGGGUGCACCGGUGCAGUUCUCGUAUAGGGAGUUGCAGAAGGCGACCAAGGGGUUCAAGGAGAAGCUCGGGGCGGGAGGGUUUGGGACCGUGUAUAAAGGGGUUCUUGCUAACCGGACCGUGGCUGCGGUGAAGCAGCUGGAGGGGAUCGAGCAAGGCGAGAAGCAGUUCCGGAUGGAGGUGGCCACCAUCAGCAGCACUCACCACUUGAAUCUGGUGAGACUGAUUGGAUUUUGCUCGGAAGGGAAGCAUCGGUUGCUGGUGUACGAGUUCAUGAAAAACGGCUCGCUCGAUAGCAUCCUAUUCGCCUCCUCCGAGGAGCAGUCGGGGAAGCAUCUGAAUUGGGAGAAUCGGUUCAACAUAGCCCUAGGUACGGCGAGAGGGAUCACGUACCUCCAUGAGGAAUGCCGGGAUUGCAUCGUUCACUGUGAUAUCAAGCCGGAGAAUAUCCUCUUAGACGAGAACUACUGCGCGAAGGUUUCUGAUUUUGGCCUUGCAAAGCUCGUUAACCCGAAGGAUCACCGUUAUCGAACCCUAACUAGCGUGAGAGGCACGCGAGGCUACUUGGCUCCGGAGUGGCUUGCCAACCUCCCCAUCACCUCCAAAUCCGACGUGUACAGCUACGGAAUGGUGUUGCUCGAGAUCGUGAGCGGGAAGAGGAACUUCGAGGUCUCUGCAGAGACGAACCACAAGAAGUUCUCUCUGUGGGCUUACGAGGAGUUCGAGAAGGGAAACAUCGAGGCAGUCGUGGACAAGCGACUCUUGGAUCACGAGAUCGACAUGGAACAGGCGAGGAGGGCGGUCAUUGUGAGUUUCUGGUGCAUCCAAGAACAGCCAUCGCAGCGGCCGAUGAUGGGGAAAGUCGUGCAGAUGUUGGAAGGGAUCAUGGAGAUCGAACGGCCCCCGGCACCUAAGGCUGCUUCGGAGGGAUCCGUUGGUGGCACCAGUGUCACAGCGAGCAGCGUUAGCGCGUUCUCUACUUUCGCAGCUUCGAUACCGGUGCCCUCUUCGUCGUCGUCGAUGCGGACCCCGGGAGUGUCGUCUUUCGCCUCCGGGAAGAACGGCGAACGGGGCAGUUCGUCGUUGUUGACGUCUGAGACGAAGUGAGCUAUUUGCCUAGAGAGGAAAACAGCGAGAUGAUGUUUUUCCUUUGAUAGGUCAAAACAGAGUAGUACAUAAUUGUAUGUGCUUUUUUCUCUUCUAUUGUGAUGAGUUCUUGAUUUAUUUUGUGUUUGAAAUUGAAUAGGACUGGAACAAUUAUAUUUGGAAAAAAAAUUGUAAUUAUUGUUAUACAGCUUUAUAUGUGUAGUUCAUUUUUUCUUGAA